Bombyx mandarina (wild silkworm) is the source of this 997-nucleotide messenger RNA. RefSeq names its product enteropeptidase. Lineage: Eukaryota; Metazoa; Arthropoda; Insecta; Lepidoptera; Bombycidae. Gene Ontology annotation, biological process: proteolysis. Gene Ontology annotation, molecular function: serine-type endopeptidase activity. The record is from RefSeq and is a predicted model, not a curated record.
AAAUAAUGUUUGUUAAUAGAAGUAAUCGUAGUUAUUAAAACAGGUUUCAUUAACUUCAGCGUAUCAGAUAACGCCGAUCGUAAUAAUUUUAUAAUGUAUAAAUUUUAUGGUGCAAGUGUUAAAACUAGCGUAGUGCUGAUUGUAUUGUUUACUAAGUUGUGUGGUUUGACAGAAUGUCGACGGGUUAAGAGAGUUGUUAACGGAAAUGAAGUUCGAUGCGGUACCGAACCUCGUGUGGGCUCCUUACAUAGGAGAGACACACAGGAACAUCUUUGUGGGGCAGUGGUUCUUUCUCGGAAUUUCGCCAUAACAGCAGCGCAUUGUGUACAUCUAUCUGAAGACAAUUAUGUUCUCGAGCUUAAUAAUUACUGUAUCAGAGAUGGUGAAACUAGGCCAAUGGCUAAAAUUACGCAAAUUAUAACAAAUGAUCUGUAUGAUAGGGCAUCAAAAGCGCACGACAUUGCUUUGUUGAGAAUUACACUAGAUUUGAAUGACGCGAACUCUGAAUGGCUUAAUGAAUCAGUGCUGCCGAGCUCCUCAUUUGGUGUGUCAGGUGAAUGUACUAUUUACGGCUACGGUUACAAGGAUGUUAACACAAUGAAGACAUCCGAUGUGUUGUCAUCCGGUGAAGUUAUAAUAAUUUCGCUGGACGAAUGUACACAAAAAUUGGGGCCGUUCGUAGCGCCACAACCAGACAGCGGAAUGAUGUGCGCUAUUGGUUAUGGAGUAGAUGCUUGUCAGGGUGAUUCGGGUAGUCCCUUGAUCUGCGAAGGUUUAAUACAAGGCAUCAGUAGCUACGGAAUGAGCUGCGGUGUAUCGAAUCUUCCCGGAAUAUACACCAGCAUAGGUGCUCACCUGGACUUCAUACAAAACGCAAUUCAAACACAGAACCAAAUAAAAACCAAUGCUUCUUCGAAUAUAUGAAUAAAGUUUCAGUUAAAAAAAUUCAAAUUAAAUUUUGAUAGUCAAUUUACAGAACCGACUGGGGCUAUAUAUC